Somion occarium is the source of this 1612-nucleotide messenger RNA. The record is from the annotation of a GenBank genome assembly. Lineage: Eukaryota; Fungi; Basidiomycota; Agaricomycetes; Polyporales; Cerrenaceae.
GCCUAUACGAGAUGUAACUGUUGGAUGACGCGUGGAAGAGAGAGGUUGACAGAUGGAACGCGUCGGUGAGAGCGGGAGAUUGGCAGGGAAGAGAGAGAGCGGCUGGCUGGAGUGAUUGGCGUGUUGUUGUUACCAGGCAACAGAAACAAACAAGGCAGGCAAUUGGCGCGUGGAAAGAGACGUUCUCCAGCUGGCUCUUGCUUCUUCCUCCUCAGUCUCCGCAUCUGCGUCCUUCUGGCUCUUCAGCCUGUGCCGCUCCCUCAACCCUCACGCUCUUUGCACUAGACAUAAUCAAGUUUUAGUUCCUUACCUGCUCAAAGCUACUAUAUAGAGAUGCGCUUGUCGACUCUGAUUGGAGGCUCGUUCCUCUCCCUCGCUCUUCCUUUCAUGGCAGCCUCUCAGCCCGCUCAUGGCAAUGCUCAUGCCCGUCGUCACAACGAAAUCGCUCAACGUGCCCGAGGUGAUGUCAGUAGCCACUUGUACAAGCGAUUCAGUGGCAUUCGUUUCACAUUCUAUGAUGUCGGAUUGGGUGCUUGUGGUAAAUGGAAUCAGCCUGAUGACUUCAUCGUCGCUUUGAGUGCCAUCAACUGGGGCGACGGAUACCCGGGUCCUCAAUGCUUCAAGUCGAUCACCAUUUCGUACGGGGGCAAGACUGCACAAGCCACCAUCAUGGAUGAGUGUAUGGGUUGCCCUGAUCACGGUCUCGACUUUUCUCGUGGACUGUUCAACCACUUCGCUUCUGAAGACGCGGGUGUCAUCACCGGUGAAUGGUGGUUCAACGACGGCAGCGGAGGUGGUGAAGCUCCUCCUCCUCCCAAGACUACUACCUCUCCUCCCCCUCCUCCCCCUACCACCACUAAGCAUACUCCCAAGCCGACCCCGAGUUCUACCCCGCCACCUCCACCCCCUCCGGAGACAACCAGCACGUUCAGCUCUUCUUGGAGCGAGCCUCCUCCUCCCCCUCCAACCACUUCAAGCACCCCUUCCACGUCAAGCACCCCUACCAGUACUUCUCACUCGACUUCGAGCUCGUCCAGCAGCGUCAAACCCAGCUCGACGAGCUCAUCCGUCAUUCCUACCCCUACCCCGACGGGCCCUAACAACCUUAGCGUUAUCAACCAAGCCGUCAUCGGUUUGGGUGCUUUGGCUGUAGCUGGCGGUGUCGCAGCUGCAAACUAAACGACUUAUUUGUUUGCGCAUCAGAGGGUGUGUGUGUGUGAUGCUAAUUCCUUUGCAGGUUUGUUUAUUCCAGGCAGAAUCCGGGUUCGAGAAAGAGAGAAAGUUUCUAGCUCUUUAUUGCGCAGUCUAGCUCCCCAUCAGUAUACCCCCUUAGUUGUUGUUGUUUCUUACCACAUUCUCCUCUUUUUCUUUUUCUUUCCCUUUCCCACCACGGCCCACUGGUUUGUCGCUUUGCUUCCCCAUCCUACACAUGAGUUUGUGGAUCUUGCAUACCAUAUCUAUUGUGCCCGUAAAUUAGCAGAGCCUCUAUAAGUCUGUUGUUGUGGAUUGACUCCUUCACGAUUGGUGCGUCUCCUUGUGUAGUUCAGGUAGCUACUAUCAGCACGUCGUGUAUCGUCCCAGGCCUCAGUAGAACUUGAUCAGUGGUCUGUUC